CCACACUCCACCAUUAUCCAUCAUCACUCACUUUCUCUCUCCCCUUAAACGCCAUUUCCCCUCUUCUUCCAAUGGCUUCUUCUCUGUCUUCUUGUUGGGCUUUGACACUGCUUAUUUGGGGUCUUUUGGCUGUGGCCUCUAUGGCCAAUUUCUACUCAGAUUUUGAUAUAACUUGGGGAAACGAUAGGGUAUUGAACAAUGGUGAGCAGCUUCACCUCUCACUAGAUAAGUAUUCUGGCUCUGGUUUUCAAUCCAAGAAUGAAUACCUCUUUGGGAACAUUCAUAUGCGCUUGAAGCUCGUACCAGGCAAUUCUGCAGGCACUGUUACUGCCUACUAUUUAUCUUCACAAGGCCAGACCCAUGACGAAAUCGACUUCGAAUUCCUGGGGAAUUUGAGUGGAGACCCUUAUACCCUCCACACCAAUGUGUUCUCUCAAGGGAGGGGAAACAGGGAGCAACAGUUCCACUUAUGGUUCGAUCCAACCAAAGACUUCCACACCUACUCCAUCUUGUGGAACCCAAACCACAUCAAGUUUUCAGUGGAUGGUACGCCCAUAAGAGUGUUCAAAAACGCAGAGCAUUUAGGAGUUCCCUUUCCAAAGAACCAACCCAUGAAGCUAUAUUCGAGUCUGUGGAAUGCUGAUGAUUGGGCCACAAGGGGUGGUUUAAUUAAGACUGAUUGGUCUCAAGCUCCUUUUGUGGCUUCUUACUCUAACUUUGAAGCUGAUGCUUGUGUUGCUUCUAAAUCAUCAGCAUCUUCUUCAUCUCCAUGCAAAGAGGCCUCUGGUUCAGCCUGGUUGAGCCAAGAAGCCUUGGACACAAAUGGGCAAGAGAAGUUGAAAUGGGUUCAAAAGAAUUAUAUGGUCUAUAAUUAUUGCACUGAUACCAAACGUUUUCCUCAGGGCCUUCCCCCUGAGUGUUCACUCUCUUCUUAACUCACAUCUCAUACCCGUCAUUCUUUAAAUUUCAUUAUACCCGCAUUGGAGGUAUCAUCACAUCGUUUAUGUAUAAUUGUUUCCCCCCAUUCAUAUUAUUUUAAAAUGAAAUAUUCGUUUUAUUUGAUCACAAAA
This is a messenger RNA of Amborella trichopoda, 1070 nucleotides long. RefSeq names its product xyloglucan endotransglucosylase protein 1. NCBI's taxonomy places the organism in Eukaryota, Viridiplantae, Streptophyta, Magnoliopsida, Amborellales, Amborellaceae. The record is from RefSeq and is a predicted model, not a curated record. Gene Ontology annotation, molecular function: hydrolase activity, hydrolyzing O-glycosyl compounds; xyloglucan:xyloglucosyl transferase activity. Gene Ontology annotation, biological process: xyloglucan metabolic process; cell wall biogenesis. Gene Ontology annotation, cellular component: apoplast; cell wall.